Molecule: messenger RNA, 1939 nt
Organism: Pectinophora gossypiella (pink bollworm)
Lineage: Eukaryota; Metazoa; Arthropoda; Insecta; Lepidoptera; Gelechiidae
Product: THAP domain-containing protein 1-like
Exons: 8
Coding region: 212-1039 (275 amino acids)
Molecular function (GO): sequence-specific DNA binding
Source: RefSeq, a predicted model, not a curated record
UUGAACUCAUUUUUACUCGGCCAAAUCAAUAAUUACAUAAAAUAGGAAGAUUUUACUUAUAUUUACCGAACUAUUUGACACGGUCGCGUGAACAUUGUUUACGAGUGUCUUGUGUUCAGAUUGUUUUAUGUGAUAAUAUAACAAUAUUUUUUCCAAAUAACUGGAAAGAAACUUUAUUUAAAAUAAUUGAGUGCCUAGACUCUGUGACAUAAUGUCUUGUGCGGUAUGGGGCUGCAGCUCACAUUCAGGAAGAAAAGAAAAUAGCCAACAACUCCUGUCGUUUCAUCGAUUUCCUGUUGACGAUAACAAAAAGAAAGAAUGGAUAAUUCGCAUUAAUAGACGAAAUUGGAUUCCAAAUAAGUACAGCCGUAUUUGCUCGAAACAUUUUACUGCGGAUUCAUUCAUGUGUGUUCCUAAUUCGAAGUGGAGACGUCUUCGAGACGAUGCUAUCCCUACAUUGAACAUUAUGGAUCAAACAGAUGAAAUGAAUCCUGUAACUAAGGAAGAACCUUUUGACGACCAAUCACAACCACAGAAUCCUGUAACCAAGGAAGAACCUUUUGACGAGCAAUCACAACCACAGAAUCCUGUAACCAAGGAAGAACCUUUUGACGAGCAAUCACAACCACAGGAUUGUGUGCCAAUGAAUUCUGAGAUAGUACCUAGUACAUCUUCCAAGAUUAGUUCACCAGAACAAUCUCAGCAAACCUCAAUCCAAAAUCAGGAUUGUGUGCCAAUGAAUUCUGAGAUAGUACCUAGUACAUCUUCCCAGAUUAGUUCACCAAAGCCAUCUCAUCAACCCUCAACCCAAAAUCAGGAACUCCUGAUGCAGGUGUUAGAAAAUGAACAAUACAAAAGAAAGAUCCAAACAUUACAGAAGCAACUUGAAAAGAGUAGGAAAGUUUCUAAACGCCGUCUUCGCAGAAUCAACACAUUAACAAAACGAGUUACUCGAUUAAGUAAAAAAAAUGAGGAUUUAUACUCUAUAUUAGUGGAACACCUAAAAAAAAAUAAUAUUGAAACGGAGUAUAUAAUCUAACCAUGCUGGAUAAAACAAAUGAAAAUGAUGUGAUAAAAAGAUAUUUGGAAAGGCAAGAUGGUGCUAGGGAGAGCAGAGCAGGAUCAAUAUAAUAAUAAAUAUUAUGGCUAUGUGGAUAGCGGGCGUAAAAAGACCUGUAGGGCGUCCAUCCUUACGAUUUAAGGACUCCUGCAAGCGGGACAUGAACAGCUUCGGUAUUCAGACGGAUGGGUGGGAGAAGCGCGCCGAAAUGAGACCUGAAUGGCGCCAUGAUAUUAACGUCGGGACUUCAAGACAUGACGAUGACUGGCUGGAAAACCUGAAGCAAAAAAGUCUUCGUCGUGCUUUACCACCUCCUGAGGAGUCGCGUUUUGUGUGCGAACGAUGUGGCAAGAAAUGCCGCGCUGCUAUAGGGCUCUAUAGCCAUCGGCGGCGCUGCGGGAACCCGUAGACUCACAAGUGCUGCAACAAUCAUCUACGAUAGAUGCUGUGGCCAAUGAUGAUGGCUAUGUGAACAUCGGUUGUGACUUGGACUCGGAAUCAGUACCUCUCGCUACACAUUAACUUUUAUGGUAACUUGCGUUAACGAUACUUGGAAAAUUCCCGUAGGAUAUUUUUUAAAUAAUUAGAUAACCGUUGAGCAGAAAUCAAUACUGGUUAUGCAGUGCAUCUAGCUUUUACAAGAAUGUGGCGUAAAAGUUCUAGCGUUAACAUUUGAUGGAGCGGCAACCAACGUUGCCAUGUGUACCCGUUUAGGAUGCGAUAUGCAUACAGAUGCUGUAUCAUUUAAAUAUGAAAACUUUAAUAUAUAUUUGUGGCCAGACCCUUGCCAUACUAUUAAAUUGGUACGAAACACAUUGGGGGAAAAAAGAAAAUUAUAGAUGCAGAAAACCAAAUAAUAUCUUGGGACCAUAUAGAAAG